Messenger RNA from Diospyros lotus (date-plum), 514 nucleotides. RefSeq lists its product as uncharacterized. The transcript has 3 exons. NCBI's taxonomy places the organism in Eukaryota, Viridiplantae, Streptophyta, Magnoliopsida, Ericales, Ebenaceae. Bases 103 to 303 code for a protein of 66 amino acids. The record is from RefSeq and is a predicted model, not a curated record.
UCACCACCAACUAUAAAUAACAACCAAGGCCACAGAUCCCGACCACGCAUCCUGCUCUUUCUGCAGACUUUCUUGCACGACGAUCGCGUUUGCGGCUUCGCGAUGACUCGAGGUAACCAAAGGGAGCGAGAUCGCGAAAGAUCUCAGGCUCGGACCGGCGGCAAGGGCAAGACCAAGGACGAUGGAUUGACCCCCGAACAGCGACGCGAGAGGGAUGCAAAGGCGCUUCAAGAGAAGACCGCCAAGAAGGCGGCGCAGGCGGCAGGGAGCGGCGAUGCCGGAGGCAAAAGCAACAAGAAAUAACAGAAUUGGAACCAUAUUAUCAAGGGUUUGCCUUAAACUUGAUUGUGUAGUCUGAUAAGGAUGGCAUUUGGGGUUUGGGUGCGUUUUAACUCUCAUGUUUCGUCCGUAUUGUGUUGUUCGGUGUAAGAAGCAGUUGUCUUUGCCGUUUGACUCUAUGUGAACUAUUAUAAUGGUAAAAAAUUCUAGAUAUCGAAUUACUCUGUUGAUGAUA